AUGAAGAUUAGAAAAAAGAAAAAUUAUGAUGUAAGUUUGGACUUUUUUGACACAUUUAACUUUACCCAUCUUCCCCUGCCUCGCCUUUCCUUUCCACUACCUUUCUUUGCACCUUUCCCUACAUCUCUCCCAUUUUUCCCCUGCCUUUCUUCUUCCCCUUUCUAUUUCCAGACCUCUUUUUUUCUCUUGCCUCUCUCCAGUGCUUUCCAAAUUCUUGCACAUCUCUGCCUCUCUUCUCAUAUUUCUUUUACCUCUCCUUUCUCUGCAAAUCAUUCUCUUUUCUUUGCAUAUCCCUUCCUUUUUUGCCUCUCUCCUCACAUUUCUACUGUCUCUCUUUUCUCUCCAUAUCCUACUCUCUUUCUUGGCAUAUCCCUUUCUUUCCUUGCAUAUCCCUUCCUCUCUCCUCAUAUUUCUACAGUCUUUUUUUCUCUCCAUAUUCUACUCUCUUUCUUGGCAUAUCCCUUUCUUUCCUUGCAUAUCCCUUCCUCUCUCCUCAUAUUUCCACUGUCUCUCUUUUCACUCAUAUUCUACUCUCUUUCUUGGCAUAUCCCUUUCUUUCCUUGCAUAUCCCUUCCUCUCUCCUCAUAUUUCUACUGUCUCUCUUUUCUCCCCAUAUCCUUCUCUCUUUCUUGGCAUAUCCCUUUCUUUCCUUGCAUAUCCCUUCCUCUCUCCUCAUAUUUCUACUGUCUCUCUUAUCUCUCCAUAUCCUUCUCUCUGUUGUUGCAUAUCCUUUUCUUUCUUUGCAAAUACCUUCCUCUCUCCCCAUAUCCUUCUCUCUUUCUUGGCAUAUCCCUUUCUUUCCUUGCAUAUCCCUUCCUCCCUCCUCAUAUUUCUACUGUCUUUCUUCUCUGUCCAUAUUAUUCUCCCCCCCCGUAUAUCCCUUUCUCUCCUUUCUCUCUCUCUCCUGACUGA
This is a messenger RNA of Acanthosepion pharaonis, 912 nucleotides long. Lineage: Eukaryota; Metazoa; Mollusca; Cephalopoda; Sepiida; Sepiidae. The record is from the annotation of a GenBank genome assembly.